AUGGUGUCUCCCUUCCGUCUGCUGGUGGUAGUGGGUAUGGUCUAUCGAGCUUGGUCUCGAUCAUCUCUCACACCACUCGGUCUGAUCGUCGCGGCCACUUCGGGAAUCGCGCAGGCUCUCCAUCCGUGGGCCACUCCGUUAACGCUCCUAGCUGUCUUUUACUUUGGAGGCACCAAGGUCACCAAGGUCAAACAUGAAAUCAAAGCGCGAAAGACCCUCUCCGCAACGGGUUCCGAAGGAGGCGAAGGCGCGCGCAAUCAUCUCCAAGUCCUGGCCAACUCGGUCGUGGCGACCAUCCUGAGCAUCGCUCAUACCGUCUAUUCUACGAGAAACCCGUCCGCAGCUUCAUGUUUCAGUUUCGGCCAAAACCCCGCCGAUAUUCUGGUAGUGGGAAUCGUCGCUAACUAUGCCGCCGUUGCCGCCGACACGUUUUCAUCCGAAUUGGGCAUUCUCGCCCAGUCGAAUCCCCGCCUCAUCACGUCGCUGACCCUCCGCGAGGUUCCCCCUGGUACAAAUGGCGGCGUGACUGCCGCUGGCCUGGGCGCAGGUCUGCUAGGAGCCUUUUCGAUUGCCUUGACAUCCGCCCUGAUCCUCCCGGCAUGCUCCACCGGGCCCGAUAUUCAAGCGCGUGUGGUCUGGACCGUGGCAAUGAGCCUCUGGGGUCUAUUGGGGAGCAUUCUAGAUAGUGUGCUCGGUGGGCUUCUCCAAGCCAGCGUCGUCGAUAAGAGAAGCGGCAAGAUCGUGGAAGGUAGUGGUGGACGAAAGGUCCUCAUCCAUCCGGGCUCUACUUCACCUUCAGGCACACCAGGAGACGCCGUUCCUGGCACCCAGCCGGCAGGGAGUCUGCAUCUCCGCAAGACCGAGGCCGUGGCCAAUGCGGCAACUUUGCACGGAAAUCGUGUCACCGGUACUUCAGUCGGGGCCGCGGCAGGACGCCUGCACGAUGAGAAGCACGAGAGUCGUCGAGUGGUGACGGGCCAUGAUUGGUUGGAUAACAAUGGGGUCAAUCUGCUGAUGGCUUUUCUCAUGAGUGUGGGCGCCAUGGCCGUCGCGCAAUGGACGUGGGAUGUUGAUGUGCGGGAAUUGUGGACGUAG
Molecule: messenger RNA, 1095 nt
Organism: Penicillium oxalicum
Lineage: Eukaryota; Fungi; Ascomycota; Eurotiomycetes; Eurotiales; Aspergillaceae
Product: DUF92 domain-containing protein
Exons: 4
Coding region: 1-1095 (364 amino acids)
Cellular component (GO): membrane
Source: RefSeq, a predicted model, not a curated record